CAUUGUAUCCAUCUGGAUGAGACUAAAACCGGAAGUACCGCCUCCUCUUCUUCUACUGACAGCACUCUUAUCCAAUGAGGAAUCACGCGCUGUGUGAUUGACACGUCCGUCGACCAAUGAGCGUUGAGAAUCCGGCUCUCCGGCGGUAGUGCACGUACAGCUGAUUUGCAACCCGCCGAAGCUGCAGCAGAGAAGGAGGAAAAAUGUCGCUGGCUCGGACUCGGACCGUUCUAGGAUCAGUGUCGUUUUAGGAGGAAUCAGACGGGAACUCGAAUGAAACGUCUGCUGUGGUGUUGCUAUGAGAGAUAAUAAGCUCCAUGAAACUAAGAAAGUGAAAUGCUCUAACAGUUUCAAUGUGGGAGGUUUUACUUUGACUAGAGAGAGAGAGAGUCAGCUUACGCUCCCCUUUUGUCAGGUCAGCUGUAACCAUAACCAUUUAAGAACAGAGGAGUGUACUGUAACACUACAUGGGCCUCUAAGGUAACCUGAUCUGAUAAUUAAAGCCUCUGGAGCCUCAAGGUAACGUUUCAGUGAAGACAUGGACCCGUCUACCAGGAUGGUGGGUCUGGAUGCUCAGGGGAACAUGGUUUUCACCGUAGUAAAACCAGUAAUGGGCAUGUUUCAGGUGUCUUCGGACCAAACGGGUAAUGUUGCACAAGGCGGCAUGGGGCUUCAGGGUUUACCUGAAAACACCUUGAUCCUCCCUCAAGUGCAAAGCCAGGUUCCACUGGACCAGAACCAGAUGGAGAUGCACGCCAUGCAGCCUCAUAUUCAGAUGCCUCAGAUGCAGGUUUCUGCCCCAGUCCAGCCUGAGGUUGAGGUCCAGAUUCAAGACUCGCCGCCAAACUCAAGCACAAAUUCAGAGUCGGUUACUCACAUGCCUUUUGCAGAGGUGUCGUCACUCCUGGAUCCCAACAUGAAAGGAUCUAAAGCUCGAAAGUAUCUCAUCUCGUAUGAUGAAAUCAAACGGCGGCUGCAGGCCCCGGAGAAGAUGUCCCUGCGCUCUUUGGCAGCCUACACUCGCGUCAGCAGAGGCCCGGCCAGCAAGAAAACGCUCCUGGAGUCACUGAACGUACUCGGCCUCACGCCAAGCACAACUACCUCCGUAUCCUCCUCUUUCUCCAAACUCACUGAAGGCGACACCAGAGCUUUGUGUGACGAUAUGAAGGACUUUUCCCAUGACUACAUCGACUACAGCAACAUGGCCAAACAGCUCAUCCCCAAGACCAACACAGUUCAACACUGGUCCAAAAUUAUUGAAACUAAGAACCACCUGGAGGAUAUGAGGAAGUGUUUCAAAGACCCGGUCAACAGCGGAGCGUUUGACAACGUGACUCACGGUCUGGGUCUGGGAAUGCUGGACGUUGCGUUGGACAUGAUCGUUAUGGUGAUUGAACAGCAGAUCCGGAUCCUGUCCGGCGCAGCGGCGUCGGACCCGGCUGACUCCGGUCCGCCAAUGAGGCGUAUCCGCAGGCGCCACCGCAAAACCCGCCCGACCGACAACGAGAACCCUCACAAGGUGUGCGGAGGGGUCAAAGAGCAAGGGAAGACCAUUUUAAAAGGCAAAGGGCGAGGCCGAGCCAGGAAGAAGACGAGGCAGGAAACGGGAGCUGCUGUUCCUAUGGAAACCCAGGCGGAGCAGUGCAAGCCAGAUGACGUGGAGAGUAAUGUCCUUACGCUGGUUUCUGUUGGAUAUGAGACUGUUUCCAGUGGACUCAACGCAGCCGGAACUGUUUGACAACUGGUCACAUGAAGAACCAAUCAUAGGCCCGUUCAAAGGGAAACUGUACGAGUUGAGCUCCUGUGAAGGAGAUCAGAGUUGUGUUGAGCUCAGCAUCAAUCAUGUAAUGACUCCUCUGUAAGUCCAACUUAAAGGAAUAGUUGGACAUUUUGGGAAAUACACUUAUUAGCUUUGUUGCAGAGAGUUAGAUGAGAAGAUCGAUACCACUCUCACGUCCGUGCUGUAAAUAUGUAGCUGGAGCCAGCAGGUGGUUAGCUGACUGGAAACGGGGAAACAGGUUGCCUGGCUCUGUCCAAAGAGGGGGCAUUACGUGCCGGACUAUUUCUUGGCCGUAAAACGUUGAAUUCUCGUUUUUACACUUUGUUUUUUUGUACAGAUUAAACAAACAAGAUAUAAUAUGUUCACUAGUGAGCUUUAGAAGUUCCGGUAGGUUGAUUUCCUUAGCUUUGGACUAGUCUGACUCACCGGAUAUAGACUGUGGGUAUAAGUCUGCCAUUGGCCGCCUAUUGUCAGCCGGCAUAGACCAGACUCGCAUUGAGUCAUCGCCAAGGCCAUGCCUCCUUUCGGGGGAUAUAAAACUGAAGAUCCCAUAGAUUUCAGUGCAUUUGACGUAGGUUUUGAUUGUAAUUUUGACAAGUUUGUAGGCAUUUAUUUCUUGUUAAACAAACAUCUGUUCACAUGUCUAAUAAUUAUUUUGCCACCUUGCCUGAACCUGAGCGUUCGUGAUACUUUAAUGAUACAUAUCUGAUUGAAUCAUGUUAGGCUAAGUGUUGUCUGUAAAUAACCAACGUGUUUAUAACCAACUGUUUGAUCUAUAGGCUGAGAUUUAGCUGAAGACGACAGUCUAAUGCUGCUAGGCUGUAUGACCGUACUGCAGCAGAGCUAAUUUAUCCAUCAGUAGUCACUGUCACCAGCAACAUUUAGCGAUUUUCCACACUGGCAGUGAGUAGUCACGUAUCUUAUGUGCCUCAAAUCUUAGUGUGAAAGCCUCAGUUAACCCGCUACACACCAGCUUUUCUGGUAACGAUGACGCAAUGCCGGUCUAGUCUUUUCUCCUCUCCUUCCGCUAUCUGCACUGUCUAUUAUGCGAGGGCACCGUCACUGCAUCCUGUGCUUAGCGGCGCCCAAGACGAUUGUGAUUGGUUUUAAAGAAAUACAAACAAGCCAGAGCGUUUUGUUUCCCUCUGUACCAGAAUGAUAAUGUGGAGCCAGACCUUUCUUUAGCUCUGACACAGCGCUGUGGAGAUAGAGCCAGGCUAGCUGUUACUCUGUUUCCUGACUUAACGCUGAGCUAAGUUAACCGGCUGCUGCUACAUAUUUACUCUACAGACAUGAGAGUUGUAUUGAUCUUUUCAUCUAGUAAGCACAUUUCCCAAAAUGCCUUUAAAUGAACCCUCUGUUUGUUUAGUAGCAGGUUUAUUAUGUGUGUAGUCUAACUGAACCCAAUUAUAUAUUAUUUUUUUAUUCUAUGUUUUCAGCGAACGAACAAAACAUCCCCACCGAUGUAUGUAUAGAUGUAAUCAUGUUGAACACUGACAGGCGUACAGCCCUUAAUGUAGAACAGAUGAUAUCAGAGGUCUGGAUUAUAUUUUUUGCUGGUGAUACAAUGUCUGUUUCUCUGUUGUAUUUAUUGGUUAGAUUUGAACGUCUAUCGUACUAGAUUGUUUUUACUGGAACCUCAAAAGUCAAAUAAAAUAUAAAGAUUUAGUUUUCAUAACUA
Molecule: messenger RNA, 3461 nt
Organism: Sebastes umbrosus (honeycomb rockfish)
Lineage: Eukaryota; Metazoa; Chordata; Actinopteri; Perciformes; Sebastidae
Exons: 5
Coding region: 539-1738 (399 amino acids)
Source: RefSeq, a predicted model, not a curated record